AUGGGCUGGGUUGGGGGAAGAACUGUGUACAAGGCCCAGAAGGACUAUGAGCAGGGCUUACACCGGGCAAAAAUGGUGCCUGUUCUCACCAGACAGACUACAUGGGAUGUGGAGCUGGAAAGAUCUGCAGAAUCCUGGGCUGAAACUUGUUUGUGGGAGCACGGACCUGCAAGCCUGCUGCCAUCCAUCGGACAAAACUUGGGAGCACAUUGGGGAAGGUAUAGACCCCCAAUGUUUCAUGUGCAAGCAUGGUAUGAUGAAGUGAGAGACUUUAGCUACCCAUAUGAACAUGAAUAUAACCCGUAUUGUCCAUUCAGAUGUUCUGGCCCUGUAUUUACUCAUUAUACGCAGGUGGUGUGGGCAACCACUAACAGAAUAGGCUGUGCCAUUAAUUUGUGCCAUAACAUGAACAUCUGGGGGCAGAAAUGGCCCAAAGCUGUCUACUUGAUGUGCAAUUAUUCCCCAAAGGGAAACUGGUGGGGCCAUGCCCCUUACAAACAUGGACGACCCUCUUCUGCUUGCCCACCUAGUUUUGGAGGGGGCUGUAGAGAAAAUCUGUGCUACAAAGAAGGGUCAGAUAGCUAUUAUCCUCCUCAAGAAGAGGAAACCAAUGAAAUUGAGCGACAGCAGGCACAAGUUCAUGAUACCCAGGUCCAGACAAGAUCGGAUGACAGCAAUAGAAAUGAUGUCAUUAGCAUACAGCAAAUGUCCCAGAUUGUUUCUUGUGAAGUAAGAUUACGAGACGAGUGCAAAGGGACAACCUGUAAUAGGUAUGAAUGUCCUGCUGGCUGUUUGGAUAGUAAAGCUAAAGUCAUUGGCAGUGUACAUUAUGAAAUACAAUCCAGCAUCUGUAGAGCUUCAAUUCAUUAUGGUAUCAUAGACAAUGAGGGUGGUUGGGUUGAUAUCACCAGACAAGGAAGAAAACAUUAUUUCAUCAAAUCCAAUAGAAACGGUGUUCAAACAAUAGGCAAAUAUCAGUCUGCUAAUUCCUUCACAGUCUCUAAAGUAACAGUUCAGGCUGUGACUUGUGAAACUACUGUGGAACAGCUCUGUCCAUUUCAUAAGCCUGCUUCACAUUGCCCAAGAGUAUAUUGUCCUCAUAACUGUAUGCAGGCAAAUCCACAUUAUGCUCGUGUAAUUGGAUCUCGAAUUUACUCUGAUCUGUCCAGUAUCUGCGGAGCAGCAGUACAUGCUGGAGUGGUUCAAAAUCAUGGUGGUUAUGUUGAUGUUAUGCCUGUGGACAAAAGGAAGACUUACACGGCUUCUUUUCAGAAUGGAAUCUUCUCAGAAAGUUUACAGAGUCCUCCAGGAGGAAAGGCAUUCAGAGUAUUUGCUGUUGUGUGAAAUGGAACACUUGGAAGGGGAUCAUAAAGACUAUUCCAAAUGUCAUAUUUCUGUAGUUUGUAUAAAACUGUAACAUUACUGUAC
Messenger RNA from Ictidomys tridecemlineatus (thirteen-lined ground squirrel), 1428 nucleotides. The record is from RefSeq and is a predicted model, not a curated record. Lineage: Eukaryota; Metazoa; Chordata; Mammalia; Rodentia; Sciuridae.